GAGUGGAAAACCAAGCGACUGGGGAUGCUUUAGGAAUAGCCCAAUUGGAUUUCUACCCUCUGCCCGCUUAUCCCUUAACCCUCGACCUCACCCUCGCAAGUUCUGCCAUGGAAUGGCUUUUCCUGGGCAGCCUGCUCCAGGACCUCCCAGCUCACCUUGCUCUUCUCAAAGCUGUUCCAAACCUCCCACUGUCCCAGAGUGUGGUAGCGUCUGGAGGUGGCCAAAUCUUCUAAUCUAGCCAAGAGGAUCAAGAAUUGCUUCUGGCCAUGCAAAUCUUGGACGUGCUCCUGUUUGCACACUUCUGCCUCUUCUCUGAAGCUCUGGUGCCAGAGCUGGAACUUAGCCAGGGCUCCAGGGCUCCAGGGCUCCAGAGCUCGGGGGCUCGCCGCAGAUCCCAGCGCCCUGGCGUCUGGCACGUUCGUUGUCGGCAUCAGAAACGCGCUUUCCCCUACCGCCGCCAGCAUGGGCUUUUUCUCAGGUUGGGCUGCAGGGUGGGCCCGGCUCACGCUCCCGCACCCCCGGGACGGCACCAAGCACCUGCCCCUGACACGCGCCCCGCCCCACCCCACCCCACCCGCGCUCCAGGAGCCCGCAAGGCCACCUGCACAGGCCCGGGCUGGGCUCCAGCGCUGGGGAGUCCCGCCAGAUGUUGGGGGGCUCCCGGGACUUCUCGCUCCCUCCUCCCCAGGCACAAGCCGAGCACUCCACGCUGGUCCCCGCCACGCAGACGCCCCAUCACCCCCGCGCUCUCCCCUGGGGCGCGGACCCUCUACAUCUGUGGGGAACCAGGAGCCUCUGAGAUCCUCUGCACCCCACCGCGCAGGAAGAAGGUAGGGGAAAGGACAGACGGAGCCCAGGAGACGCGUCCGAAACCACAUUUCCCGCAGACCUCCGCUCAGCGCCUGAAAGCGACUUCGCAGCCUUUCCGCGUUUUUAGACCGCAGAAGAUGUCCGUGACGUUCUCUCCUGCCCAGAUUGUUUCAGCGCCCUGGGACCUUAGGGGUUAAAGUUUACCGCCAAAUGCAAUGCGUGGUCCUCCAUCAAAUACUCAUUAAAUAACCACCACCUGCGGAAGGCAUUGGA
This is a messenger RNA of Pongo pygmaeus (Bornean orangutan), 1083 nucleotides long. RefSeq lists its product as uncharacterized. The record is from RefSeq and is a predicted model, not a curated record. The transcript is spliced from 2 exons. NCBI's taxonomy places the organism in Eukaryota, Metazoa, Chordata, Mammalia, Primates, Hominidae. The coding region runs from base 267 to 1007 and encodes 246 amino acids.